This is a messenger RNA of Menidia menidia (Atlantic silverside), 2862 nucleotides long. The record is from the annotation of a GenBank genome assembly. Lineage: Eukaryota; Metazoa; Chordata; Actinopteri; Atheriniformes; Atherinopsidae.
UUACUGAGGAGUUGGCAACACUGGUCUACGGUCGAUUAAGUGAUGCGGAAAGAAAAAAAAAUCAAAACAAAUCUGCUGCCUAGCAACUACGGAGCCCAUACAAAGUACAACAACCUACUCGCAGCGUCAACAUGAAACCUGCUCAAGUCCGCGAAAAUACCUCAGAGUGUGAAUACAACUAUAAGAAAUGCCUCAAACUGUGCGGGAUGUGUCCCUCUUGCGUCUUUGCACCAAAACCGCCGGGUUCCACUCAGCUUCAGUGGAAGGUUUCGAACGAGUUCAAGAGGAAAUUCGCGGUGGCGUUGCUUUUAAGAUGUAAAGACGAACACCUCCUCGAAAACAUCCAGAGACAGUUGAGUGUUACGUCGUGGGGGUGGUUCAAGUACGCCAGGUCAAGAAGCCCAAUUUCGCCCCGUGAAUACCCCACGAACAGCCCACCCACAAAGUGUGAUGGAAAACCUCUGGGCAUGGACACGGAUGAAAUCUGGAGGUGGUUCAACUGCAGCCCAGCUUGGAUGAAGUCGUGUUAUCUCUCCCGAAUUUUUUCUCUGUGCGAUAUUGAGCUUUUGCGCAUGCUCUGUAACCUAACCAGCGUGCUUCUGGUCAGACAGAAACGAGGCUUUCGGCCAUUUGGUGUGAGUAAUCCCAAUAAAAAUAAACGUGCCCUGGACACAGAACAUCCUGCUCUCAUGGUGGUUCCUGGAUCUUCCAAGUCCGUGUCUGGAGUUAGCCAGUAUAAAGACUUCAUUAGUUUUCUACCCGUCGAUCUGUCCAAAAGGAUUUUAGGUCUCCUACAGGAGCAAACUCUGAGACGAUGCAGGCGGGUUUGCCGGUGCUGGAAGCAGCUUUCAGAGGAAACCAUUCAGGAGAUGAAGUUCAGAAAGAUUUUUCAGGAACAAAUACAGACCAUUGUGGAGGGCUGCUGUAGCAAUGAUAAAGUCAGUCCCACUUACGCCAACAUUGUUGAACUCACAGUACCGGUAAGGGAUGAUGAGGAGGAGGAUGGUCAUCCUGCUGAGCAGAGGGUCAAGCCAUUUGCUAACGCCAAAAUCAAAACUAAAACGGUUCAAAUGGAAGAGCGAAAUGUUUACUGCGGCGGAUAUUUCACCAAAACGCUGCUGGACGAGGAGGACUCUCAGCGGGUGUUGGACUACAGAGGCGGGCCGCUGAUGGCCACGGGCUUAAAGGACCGUUUGGUGCACCUGCUUUACAUGGCGUCCGGGAUCAAAACGGUGGCGUCGCUGAGAGGACACGUCGGCAGCAUCCGGGCCGUGCUGCUCUGCGAGGACAGAGAUCUGCUCCUGUCUGCGGGCUGUGAUGCCAGCAUCAGGGGUUGGAGUUUGAAGACAUACAGGUGUGAGAUGGUACUUUAUGGACACACUGACACCGUCAACUGUCUGGACAUCCAUGAUGAUAAGAUUGUCUCAGGAUCUAAAGAUCAUACAGUAAAAGUGUGGAGUCUACAGACAUGGAGACCUUUUAAGAAUUUGAAUUUCAAGCACCAAAGUUCUGUCCACUGUGUAAAGAUCGACAAAAGAACGGUGUAUAGCAGCUGUGGCCGAGGCGUGGUCAAAAUAUGGAGCAUGGAGACGGCAUCUCUGCUCAGGACGAUUGAUGGCCACAAAAGCUCGGUGAAAUGUUUGUUUUUCAACGAAUGGUACCUUCUUUCUGGGGACUCCAGUGGGAAAGUCAUGGCAUGGAGUGUCAGCUGUGAUACUGAAGAGUGUCUCAAAACUUUCAAUCACCCAUCUGAAGUAAGAUCUCUGACCCUCAUGUACCUCCGAGUUGUUACUGGCUGUGCUGAUGGAAAAAUUCGCAUAUUCAAUUUCCUCACUGGAGAUUGUUUGAGAGAAAUGAUAGCAGAGUCCGAAUCAAGCAGCAUAAUGUCUCUACACUUUUAUGACCAGAGUAUAUUAGUGAACACCACCUGCAGUGUGUUGCUCUUACAGUUUGCCAAAGUGUUUUGGGAUUACACAGGCUCAACCCAGAAGAACCGCAUGAAGGUGGUAGAUCAAGAUAGUUUGAUUUUUGAGUCACCCAAGAGAGCUCAGAGUUCAAACCAGUUCAGAAAGUCCGGAAAGUCUUGCGUGAGCAUAGGGGGAGGCGACAUGAUUUCAAACACACAAAAGAUUCAGAAACACACGUUGAAAUCACAAAUAAAGCCUACCAUUACUAAAUCUCAAACAAAAGAAUGUGCGCAGAGCGAGAAAGCUCUCCUGUCACUGAUGCAAAGUGAAAAGGCCACCGGUGAACGGAUGAAAAAGAGAGGGCCUCACCACCGUCUGUCUCGGGACUCCAUCCUCCUCCGGGUCGGCGCCAUGCAGAGGAUGUUACGCAUGGACGAAGUCAGCAUCAACAUGGAGAGCAACGCGAGGCUGCGGGACUCCUGGGGUCCUCCAGAUGCCCAAAAACAGCAGGCCCAGACCCAGCUGCCGCUCGCCCACGGUGGCCGUCACAGGAGGCCCAAUACCUGUGUCCCCAUUCUGAAGAAGGCGUCCAGGGAAAACGGGACGAGCACAGCUCGAACCAGAGACGUUUCCACUGCCCCGGACGCAGCAAAAAGAUACUUUCCGAUCAAGAGAGCACAUUCCCGCAGUGAAGAUGCCAAAGCGGGGCUUCAGAUACCCAAUCCAAAACCCAGUUUGCCAGCUUUGCACCCCUUCGGGGGGUGGGAGGAGAAGAGCCCCCAAUGUGCAUCAGAAAAUGAGUUAUUACAUGAGUAAAAGCAUGAAAAAUUCAUGAUGUCUUUCACCACUGUACCACUGUGAUGGUUUGAAAGUCUUUUUUGGAGCAAAAUGUUUGUUUUAAAAUGUGUAUGUUACAUUAAAAAUACACUAGGGGUCAGUAUUGAACCAUCUGUUG